This is a messenger RNA of Molossus molossus (Pallas's mastiff bat), 2227 nucleotides long. It is a transcript of the gene CALU, whose product is annotated as calumenin. Lineage: Eukaryota; Metazoa; Chordata; Mammalia; Chiroptera; Molossidae. The record is from RefSeq and is a predicted model, not a curated record. Gene Ontology annotation, cellular component: endoplasmic reticulum. Bases 189 to 1136 code for a protein of 315 amino acids. Gene Ontology annotation, molecular function: calcium ion binding. The transcript has 8 exons.
GGGUGAGCGGCAGCUGCGGCACCCUGGUUCUGAGUGCUACCUGAAAAGGAUAAAUGCAAAAAUGUCCUCAGGUGAGGAUUAAAAAAAGGUGAGCCCUAACACUAAGUUGUUCCACUAGUGACAUCCUGGAGAAGGUGAAGUCUGUCCCUGGUUUAAUCUACGAAUUUUUAAGACAAGAUCUGAUUAUCAUGGACCUGCGACAGUUUCUUAUGUGCCUGUCCCUGUGCACAGCUUUUGCCUUGAGCAAACCCACAGAAAAGAAGGACCGCGUACAUCAUGAGCCUCAGCUCAGUGACAAAGUUCACAAUGAUGCUCAGAGUUUUGAUUAUGACCAUGAUGCCUUCUUGGGUGCUGAAGAAGCAAAGACCUUUGAUCAGCUGACACCAGAAGAGAGCAAGGAGAGACUCGGAAUGAUUGUAGAUAAAAUAGACGCGGAUAAAGAUGGGUUUGUGACGGAGGGGGAGCUGAAAGCCUGGAUUAAGCACGCCCAGAAGAAAUACAUAUAUGACAAUGUUGAAAACCAAUGGCAGGCGUUUGAUAUGAAUCACGACGGCUUAAUCUCCUGGGAUGAGUACAGGAACGUGAUUUAUGGCACUGACCUGGAUGAUCCAGACCCUGAUGAUGGAUUUAACUAUAAACAGAUGAUGGUUAGAGAUGAACGGAGGUUUAAAAUGGCAGACAAGGAUGGAGACCUCAUUGCCACAAAGGAGGAAUUCACAGCUUUCCUGCACCCUGAGGAAUAUGACUACAUGAAAGACAUAGUAGUGCAGGAAACAAUGGAGGAUAUAGAUAAGAAUGCUGAUGGUUUCAUUGAUCUAGAAGAGUAUAUUGGUGACAUGUAUAGCCAUGAUGGAAAUGCUGAUGAACCAGAGUGGGUCAAGACAGAGAGAGAACAGUUUGUUGAGUUUCGAGAUAAGAACCGUGAUGGGAAAAUGGACAAGGAAGAGACCAAAGACUGGAUUCUUCCCUCAGACUAUGAUCAUGCUGAAGCAGAAGCCCGGCACCUAGUUUAUGAGUCAGACCAAAACAAGGAUGGCAAGCUUACCAAGGAGGAGAUUGUUGACAAGUACGAUUUAUUUGUGGGCAGCCAGGCCACAGAUUUUGGUGAGGCCUUAGUACGACAUGAUGAGUUCUGAGCUGCAGGCAGAGGAACCAUGUUUCUUCAAAAAUAAUUUAUUUUUACAGCUUCUGGUUUCACAUGAAAUUGUUUGCGCUACUGAGACUGUUAUUACAAACUUUUUAAGACGUGAAAAAACAUAACGAAAACCAUCCUGUCCCCAUUCCUUCUCCUUGCUGAGGGACUGGAGGGAAACUGUGCUUCUGAGGAACAACUAAUUAGUCCACUUGUGUUUGUAGAUUUCCACUUUGUAUUAUGUAUAACAUGGUGUUUAUUUUUGUAUUUGUUCUUUGGUUGGGAGUAUGAUGUCAAGGAUCAAGAUCCUCAACUCAUAGGCAAACAUUAGCCUUCACUCUUUCUCAACCCUUAUCAUGUAAUUUUUAUAAUUCUGACUUAACUAAUUUUUUAAGCCUGAGAUCAAUAAGAAAUGUUUGGAAGAGAAGAAAAAGAAAAAAUAUACCCCACAGUUUAUAUUUAGAAAGAUGAUAAUCUUGCCUAUUGGAAAGUAUAUUUCAUCAAUAGUAGGGGCCAUGUAUUUUAUUCCUUUGCUACAGGUUCAGCAACUAGCUCUGGCAUUAUCUGGGCAAGGACAGAUCCCUGUACUGUAAGAAAGCUUGGCUCAACUUGAUUCAUUCAUCCUUUUUCCCCCCCUUUAGGACUAGCUGUUUGCUAAUUUUGUCAAGCACAGCUGUGGUAGGAAGAGUUGGGGCCAGCGUCCUGAAAAUCAAGUAGUGAGUGUGAUCUUUUUAUAGAACUGGACAUAGAAACAGCUGGAAAACUGAAGGAAAAAUACAAGUGUUUUCAGGGCACACACUUUUUUUCUGGGUGUGCAUCUGUUGAAGUGUUCGAAACUCUUGCCUAUUGAAUCACUGUAAGGGCCCUAUUCUGCUCCUAUUUCCCCAGAUGUUCUGAGGAAUUAAUUUUGCUUUCACUGCGGUUAAAAUGUGCUUCUUUCCAAUCAUGUCAUUGAAAGUGCCUUUCAUGAGAGAAACGAUCACUGAAUGAGGACUCUCUUAAGAAACCCUAAGACAAAAUAAAGAGAAGAUUAUUUGGACCACCUUAUAUGUAAGCUUAGAGCCUCCCAGUAUAGUGUGGGAAUUUUUUUUUUUU